CCGCUGCAGGGGAGGGCUCUGGGGCCCCGCGUGGGGGCGGCUUCCCAGAGGCAGCAGGCUGGACUAGCCUCGCCCCUGCAAGGACGGCUUCAUCCUCCAGCGGUGAGCCCCCCGCCCCGGGCAGGCUGCAGUUCGGGCCGCCCUUCGGCGGCUUGGCGUCGGGGGCGCGCAAAGCAACCCUCCGAGGCCGCGACGGCUCCUCCUCCUCGGGCGGCUUGUCCCUCCUCGGCUCCGCUGCGGCGAUGCGCCUGGAUGCAGGCGCCGGUGCCCCGCUGCCGCCGGCCGGGCAGGGCCCCCUUCCCAGCCCCCCGCGCGCCAGCGGGGAAGAGACCGGCGGCGAGCAGAACAAGUCGUGGAGGAAGCUGAAGAACAUGGUGCACUGGCCGCCCUGCCUGGUCUCCUUCCGGAAACGCUACCCGUGGGUCCAGCUCGCUGGCCAUGCAGGCAACUUCAAGGCCGGGGAGUUUGGGCGCAUCCUGAAGAAGUGCUGCCCCAGUGAGCAGCGGUGCCUGGAGCGCCUGGAGUGCGACACGCUCCAGCCCUACGUGCCGGCCUACUACGGCCUGGCGGAGCACGAGGGCGAGACCUACAUCCAGAUGGAGGACUUGCUGGCUGCCUUUGACGCCCCUUCCGUCAUGGACUGCAAGAUGGGCGUCAGGACAUACCUAGAGGAGGAGCUGGAGAAGGCGAGGGAGCAGCCUUGUCCACGCAGGGACAUGUACGAGAAGAUGGUGGCCGUGGACCCGGCUGCCCCCACACCGGAGGAGCACGCCCAGCUCGGGGUGCUGAAGCCUCGCUACAUGCAGUGGAGGGAGACGCUCAGCUCCACCACCACACUGGGGUUCCGCAUUGAAGGCAUCAAGAAAGCUGACGGCACCUGCGACACCAGCUUCAAGAAGACCCGGCAGCCAGAGCAAGUGGCGCAGGCCUUCUGGGACUUCGUGGAGGGCGACAGGAGUGUCCUGAAGAGCUACUUGGGGCGGCUGGAAGAGGUGAGGGCAGCACUGGAACAGUCCGAGUUCUUCAAGGCGCACGAGGUGGUGGGCAGCUCCCUGCUCUUCAUCCAUGACCGGACGGGGCUGGCCCGGGUCUGGAUGAUCGACUUUGGCAAGACAGUCCCGCUGCCGGCAAGGCAGACGCUGACGCACCGACUGCCGUGGGUGGAAGGGAACCGUGAGGACGGCUACCUGUGGGGCUUGGAUAACCUCAUCGCCCUCCUGGAGAGCAGGCUGGAAGAGUGAGCCAGCAAGCUGGAGCAGGGCUUGCCCCUGGGAUGCUGGGGACGAGGAGCGCUCCACUGGCGGGGGUCCCGGAGACCCUGCCGUUAAUUUAUUCAGCCAGAUAUGCUACCACACCCGGGGAGGCCUGAAAGCAGCCUGGGGAGGAACUGGGAAGAGACCCCGGCUGUGUUCCUGCUGCGGGGCCCCCUCUGGAAAGGGCCAGGGCUCCCCCACCCUGGUGGCUCCAGUGCAAAACCAUGAAUUGUCAUGGAGGGUGCAGGCGGGGCCCCAACUGUGCUCUGGACUCCCUUGGGGGCUGCUGAGCCAUGGAAAGCAAAGACAAAGAAGCCAGAAGGGCGUGGAGGAGCCUCAUUUCGAGGCCAGGCGUCGACUGGGGAGCCCGUGUGGCGUUUCUGAACUGUUCAGUCCUUGGCGGCAAGGUCUCAAGGCACUGGAAAGUCCGGAGGGGAGGGGCGCACUCAUCUGGAGCACCUUUUGCAACUAACCCCCAGCCCCACCUCAACUGCAGCGGCGGCCUCUGUCCUGCCAGGAGGCUGGGGGUCACCUUUUGGGGUCACACUGUUUCUCUCCUCCUAAGAAAAGAAUGGAGGCUCACCCGGCUGCCCCCAGAUGGUGCUACAUUUCCCAAACAAGCAGCCUCUCCGCUGGAGUUGGUCUGAAAUGCUCCGGAAGUCGGGCGGACGUGCUGCUUUGUCCCUCGGGAGGAGAGAGCAGCUCCUUGGUGGGGAGUGUUCUUUGUACAUUUUAACACAGAAAAAGGUCUGGUUUUUUAAAAGGGCUGUGACUACA
Messenger RNA from Hemicordylus capensis (graceful crag lizard), 2030 nucleotides. It is a transcript of the gene ITPKC, whose product is annotated as inositol-trisphosphate 3-kinase C. Bases 243 to 1241 code for a protein of 332 amino acids. NCBI's taxonomy places the organism in Eukaryota, Metazoa, Chordata, Lepidosauria, Squamata, Cordylidae. Gene Ontology annotation, cellular component: nucleus; cytoplasm. The transcript is spliced from 7 exons. The record is from RefSeq and is a predicted model, not a curated record. Gene Ontology annotation, molecular function: inositol-1,4,5-trisphosphate 3-kinase activity; inositol tetrakisphosphate kinase activity. Gene Ontology annotation, biological process: inositol phosphate biosynthetic process.